AGUUUAUCAUCGCUUUGGCAUCGGCAGGGCUCCGCAUAUUUGCGCGACUUAACCCAGCAAAUGACCUAUAAGCAGCAAAAGCAAAAGGAAAUGAAAGCAGAAGACGACGAAACUAUACGACACCACUUCGACACGUGGAAUGGGUUCUGGGGACGGCCAGGUCACGGUGCCCCCAAGUCAACGGUCAAAAAACAGAGACUGGAUCGACUGCUUUAUCCUCAAAUGGUUCCCAUCAGCGUGCACUAACAAGGCACAUUUCUGUGUUUUCGUCUUGGCCACAACGUUUGCCAAAGAGGAAGAAACAAACGAAGUGAACCCACCUCGCAAACUCACAGCAAACCUGGACGCCAACCUCCGGAGAGCACUACUCAAAGCCCUAACCGAACUAGAAAACGAAGAAAACGAAAAAAAGCAGCUUUUAGACACAAGUGACAAAGUAGUGGAAAAAGCUUCCGCUUCUGCACUCUCCUUUUUCGCAAGUACCGAGCCAUCCAUCACCGAGAAAACCACCACUGAAGAAGCAACACCAAAACCGAUCGUAGUCAUACAAAAAAGCCACGGGCUACAACACAAACCCAUCACAACUUUAGAAAAAUAUAGCCCCGAACAUGAACAAAUCCUCACAAGUGCUAGUAGUAGUUUUACGUCGGCGUCGAACAAAUUUUUCGCCAAAACGGACAAACCAAACAUUAAUUUAGUAUCAAACGAAGUUAAAGCAACAACGAAGGUACGACCAAAAGUCGAAGUCACGACUGUGACAACGACCACGGAAGAAAGCCAAGCAAAAGUUGAAGAUGUGCAGUUUUUUUCCGCCCCUUUAGUCGCUGCUUUCACAGUACAUCAGGACGAACGCGGAUUACCGAAAAGUGUGGAGCCGAUUUUCCGGCCCAAAAUUGAACAGAAGGUCAAACCGAAACAGGAGACACUAAACCCGCCACAAGACCAGUUCAGGACACAGUUAGCCCUUCAGGAGAAACAGCGGGCUUUAGAAGCGGAAAUUUUAAGACUGAAACAGCAACAACAGCAGCAGAAUUAUCUGAUAAGGCAGCAACAAAUUCUCCACCAGCAGCAACUGCAACUCCAGAAACAGAAAAUUCUGGACGAACGGACCCGAAUUUUCAACCAACAAUCAUUCGUUCCUUUAGUGAGCACAACGCAACGAAACGAGUUCAAUCAACAACCGUUCGUCCCUUUGGUUUCCACAACGCAAAGGAAUGAGUUUAACGAUCCUUCAAGGGUUCGGGGGAGUUUAGUCUCCUUCCAGCCAAGUAUAAGCUUCACUUCGAAUCAACAUCCAUCGGGGGUUCUACCACUCAACGCCCAGCAACUACCGCUCAAAAACGCGGCUAAUUUUCGCGCCCCGUUCAUCCCGAACGACAAUUUACAACAGUUUAAUUACUUGAGCCAUCAGCAACCACCGUUGGAAACCAGCGUUUCGCAUUUUAAUUUCCAACCGACUGUUCAGCCCCAAUUGACGGCACCAAAGCACCAUCGCGUUUUUAGGCAAGAGGCCAACACUGGCAACUUUUUCAAUAAUUUUAACAAUUUCAAUCAAGCGCUCCCGCAGCAGAAUAGUAACAGGUUCUUUAGGUCGAACUUGCAGUAUAAUUUUAAUCGAGCCCAACCGCCCAUUGUAAACCAACAAUUAAACCACUUGCUGUAUAACUCGGGCUUGAUUAGGGGGAAGCAACAAGAGGAUUUGAAUAUUGUUUCAAAAGUUCUCGCUUUAAAUCACUACGGAGGUGAUUAUAGAUUUGACAGUUCAAAUGUUAGCGAACAAAGGGUGCCCCCGCCAGUCAUUAAGAAAGUUUGAGGCGCUUUGUUGAGCGGUGUUAUUUAUUUUAUGGAAUUUCAUAGUCAUACAGCAGUGUCAAGAGUUGUACCUUCGGUAUAGUACAAGUUAAUGUUAAGUUAUUGAGUUGUAAAUAAUUAUUCUACCUACGAACGCAUACGACUGAUUUCAACCAGAAAAUAGUUUCAGUUCCAUAGUCGCCGGUUCUGCUAUUAGCUCAGUGUGGUUAUCAUAUUUAUAACGUUUUUGAAAUAAUUUAUGUUAACUAUGAAUCGACUUUUGUUUGUACUUACUAAUAAAACAUAUCUAUAUAC
Messenger RNA from Tribolium castaneum (red flour beetle), 2106 nucleotides. RefSeq lists its product as uncharacterized. Bases 140 to 1813 code for a protein of 557 amino acids. Lineage: Eukaryota; Metazoa; Arthropoda; Insecta; Coleoptera; Tenebrionidae. The record is from RefSeq and is a predicted model, not a curated record. The transcript is spliced from 3 exons.